This is a messenger RNA of Striga asiatica, 1098 nucleotides long. The record is from the annotation of a GenBank genome assembly. NCBI's taxonomy places the organism in Eukaryota, Viridiplantae, Streptophyta, Magnoliopsida, Lamiales, Orobanchaceae.
AUGAGGAAAAUCAGUAAUGGAUUUCGAUUUAGUCCUAACGAUUCGGAAUUCAUCGAUUAUCUCCUGGGUUUCGCCACUGGGAAUUCCCCUCCCUCCCACGGCUUCAUCUCCAUAGCCGACCUCUACGGACAAACGGAGCCUUGGGAGCUGUUCGAAAAUUCUGAGGUAAAAAGUGGCGGCGGCAGCGGCUGCCGUUAUUUCUUCACCAAACUCAAGAAAGUCGGCGCCAAGAAGGGAAGAAGCUACCAGCGCUACUCGAGAAACGUGGGGGCCGGCGGGAAUUGGUCUAACAAAGGCCAGAAAUCCGACAUCAUCGGCCCCAAGGGCAACAUCAUCGGACACUCCAGAACUUUCCGCUACCAGCCGAGAAGCUCUGACGACGUGGGCCCCACCCGCGGCGAGUGGGCCCUCAAGGAGUACUCUCUUCCCGAGGGCACGGCACUGGGACUUGACGAGGAUCAACGGGACUACGUUCUCUGCGUACUCAAGAAGAAGAAGGAGAAGAAAAAAACAAGUAGUGGCGUUGUCCAAGCUGUCGAAGCAGAUUUUGACUAUCUGGUUGCCAUGCUGGCAGCCCCGGUCGAGGAUGAUGUUGCGCCCAACGAGAGUUUGCCGACUAUGCACGCGUGGACUGGGGUUAAUGAUGUUGUGCCACAAGAAGGGCUUCUGGAAUAUUCUGAUGAAGGAGGUUAUUGUUAUGACCAUCAGCAGCUCAUACAGGCCAUGCCGGUGACAGGUGGCGAGGUCGUGUGGCCUUCGGUUAUCGAGAGUUUGCCAACUCAUCAGCACAUGUGGACUGGGGUUAAUGAUCAUGAGGUGCCACCUGAGAGCUGUCGGUCACAAGAUUUAGGGUUGCUGGCGGAAUAUGUUGGUUUCGGACAAGUUAAUAAUGAAGAUUGUUCUCAGAACGAGCUGGCGACAGGUGGCGAGGCCAUGUGGCAGUCGAUUAACGAGAGGUCGCCUCUGCACAUGUGGAGCGGGGUUGGUGAUGAUAUAGUAUUGGGUCAUCAUGAUCCGGUUUUGGAAGACGAUUCUUUUGACUUCGAUGAUGUGGAUAAUUGGUUGCGUACGAAUGGGGUUCCACAGCCGGUAUACUGA